Molecule: messenger RNA, 2026 nt
Organism: Danio rerio (zebrafish)
Lineage: Eukaryota; Metazoa; Chordata; Actinopteri; Cypriniformes; Danionidae
Source: RefSeq, a predicted model, not a curated record
GUUAAAUGUAAGUGAAGACAGCUAGAUACACAAAACCACGCGAUGACCCGUGAGGUUAUCUGGGGAAUGUGAGAGGAGCUCGGCGUAACACACUGCAGCUCCGCUCACUCCCCUUACAAGAUUGAAUCAAGUCUGCGAUCAAGGCUGAAGAAGAAGGAGCAGACGCGCAAAUCGUUUCACAUGCACGCGUGCGGUAUCACGAUCAGAUGACACUAACACGUGCUGUCAUAUCUCGCUGGCUCCAGUCCAAAAUUAAUCCAGGAUUACACUUUAACACAGAGGGAGAGAGCGCAAUGGCUAAUAAACGCAGCUGAGGGGAGCUUCGCAAAGUGUCGGAGACUUUGUGGAAAAGGAAAAGCAGCAGACCAUAGAUAUCAAGCUACAACCUGAAAUAAUAACAAUAAAUGAUGAGGUCCAAAGGAGUGUUUGUGCUUGUGCUGCUGGGCGCGUUGACAGCUUAUCACGUUUAUUCACCAAUCCCGAGUGACAUUGAGGAGAGAUGGAAACUAAUGGUCACAGACUCCUUCUUCAAAAGUUUGAGCCAGCUGGCAGAACUCAGCGAGCAGGUGGGACUUCUGGACUACAUGAGAGUCAUGAUGUUCAUCACCAUUGCGGAGCGAGUCGUACCUGUGUCGGAUGACCGGGUGCAGGUAGCCGAGGAGAAUUUCGAUGGGGUCGAGGUGAUUGUGUAUCAACCCAAUCAGCUGGAACAAACAGGAGAGCUAAGAAGAGCCAUCAUUUACUUGCAUGGAGGCGGAUGGUGUCUCGGCAGCUCUCGUAUGGGCCCAUAUGAUCUCCUAGCCAGGCACAUGGUUAAAGAGCUCAAUGCUGUAAUUGUAGCUGUAGAGUAUCGUCUUGCCCCAGCUUAUCAUUUUCCUGUGCAGUUUGAGGAUGUUCACCGUGUGGUGAAGUAUUUCCUCCGGAAUGAUGUUCUGAAGAGAUACAAUAUCAACCCAGAGCGGAUUGCUGUGUCUGGAGACAGUGCUGGAGGCAACCUUGCAGCUGCAGUAGCUCAGCAGUUGCGGAAGGACCCCGAACAGCACAUCCAGCUAAAGGCCCAGGCUCUAAUCUACCCCGUCCUGCAAGCCUUGGAUCUGAAGACUCCCUCCUACCAGCAGAACCAGCACAUGCCAAUACUGCCCCGCACGCUGAUGGUCCGCUUCUGGAGCGAGUACUUCACCAGCGACAAGUCCUUUUUGAGAGCCAUGAUGGCAAACACACACAACAACCACGAGUCUGCAGCUCUGCUUAAGUUUGUCAAUUGGAGUUCAUACUUGCCUGAUUCCUAUCGCCAGACAUACAAUUACAGCGCUCCACCUGUCCUCACUGGAAAAGGUCCUGUACGCUCUAUCGGUGCGCACCACUUGCUUGCAGAUCCACGUGCGUCUCCAUUGCUGGUGCCUGAUACAGCGCUGCGCUUCCUGCCUAAAGCGUACGUGUUGACCUGCGAGUAUGACGUCCUGCGGGACGAUGGUUUGAUGUACGUCACACGUUUGCGCAAUGCUGGAGUGGACGUCACGCAUGAACAUUACCCCAGUGGAUUCCACGGUGCAUUGAUGUUCACCGUGUGGCCCACAGACUUUGAGAUCGGACACCGCAUGACGAACAACUAUAUAACAUGGCUUAAACAAAAUCUAUAAAACGAAUGUGGACGGUUUUUAUGCAUCACUUUUGGGUUGACUGGUUCAUGCAGAGAUUUUUUUAUUUAUUUAGUACAUCUUCUACCUGUUGUUUACAGUGCACCACUUUUUAAUCUUAAAAAGGGCACACUUUUGAUUGUGAUAAUCUGUUGUGCUACAAGCAUUCCCAAUUUGACCGCAUCAGGGGCCUCAUGUAUCAACGCUGCGUACGCACAAAAACUUUGCCAGGUUUCACACUCACGUUUGGAAAUCAGGGCUGGCUCGUGGCAUAGGCAGUAUAGGCAAAUGCUAAGGGCGCUGUACAUCCAGGGGGCGCCAGAAAUGAGCGGGGUUAAGUUGGUUUUGUUUUCGAUAUUCCUGACACAUUCAGUGAUAGAUGGCAAUAA